AAGGGGAAGAAGAAGAAGAAGAAGAAGAAGAAGAAGAAGAAGAAGAAGAAGAAGAAGAAGAAGAGGAGGAGGAGGAGGAAGGGAGAAGACGAAGAAGAUGAACAGUCAACAGAUAAUCAGAUAGACAGACAGAUAGAGUGACAGACAGACAGAUAGAGUGACAGACAGACAGAUAGAGUGACAGACAGACAGAUAAUCAGACAGACAGACAGAUAGAGUGACAGACAGACAGACAGACAGACAGAGAAGAGACACACGACAGACUGCAGACUGACUGACAGAUAAACUAGACAGACAGAGGGAGACAGUGAAAGAGAAAACGGGAAGAGAUAUGUCGUAUAUAUACCUAUUUAAAUAUAUAUAUACUUAUAUAUACUUAUAUAUAUGCAUAUCUGUCUAUACUUAUAUCUGUGUACUGAAACCUAAUAUAAUCAUUUACUAACAAGCAGGAGUGUAUUACCCGACGACAGCAGCUACAACAAUAAUUGGUACAACAACAAAAAAGAACUACAAGGAAAGUGGGAUAAAGCGAAACUGGAAUUACAUUUAUCAAACGAUGAAAGCCGUAUCUCGGUGAUCUUCUGAACUAAAACUUUAAUCCGGCAUGUGUAAAUUAUCGAUUACCCAGAGAAAAGUUCAGGAAUCUCUAGAAAAUAUAUUUUGAUGACGUUAAAAACUGUUUAUAGCGAUGGGUUCAAUGUUAUAGACGAAGUCAAUGGUGCCCAUGGAUACGGAGGUGCGUUCUACGCAUCGAACUUUGAUCAGAAUAUGCAUUUAAAGCCGGACGAUGGCGACUUAUCCACAUCAGAAUUCCUCGACGAAGGCACAAUUGUGGAAAGACUGUGCAAGAGGUUUUUCAGUGGAGAAUACUACACCUAUAUUGGAGAGAUUAUCGUCGCUGUUAAUCCCUGUCAACCAAUUAGAAUCUAUGAAGCCGAGGUAAACCCGCUACUGGAACUAUUUGGAAAUGCUUCUACAGCACUCAACAAAAACUCAAGUCGUUUCUGUAAGUUCAUCGAACUUCAAUACUCAGAUGCUGGUCAGCUGCUCAAUGGUCAAAUACAAUCAUUUAUUUUGGAGAAAUGUCGUCUCAUACACAGACAGAAAAAUGAAAAGAAUUUUCACAUAUUCUAUGCUUUAUUGGGUGGUCUUGAGCCGGAACUCAAAGAGAAAUUCUACCUGGGUGAAGCAGCUGAAUACAGGAUUGUGCAAGGUGAAGAUGAAAUGGCACCUGUAUUCGACAACAACGAAGAUUACAAUAACUACAUUCAUAAAUUUGCAUCAUUAGAAGAGGCCCUACAAAAGAUCGGAUUCGAUAAUUUGGAAGUCACUGAUAUGUACAAUGUUUUAUCGGCCGUACUUAAUUUAACUAAUAUAAACUUCGAAGUGGAUGAAGAAGCCGAGGAUGGGGAGAUCGACGUACCAAACGAGAGUAAGAUAAUCAUAAACAACGUUGAGAACCUUCUAACACUCCAGGAAGACGUUCUUUACGAAGCUUUGAUAAGGAAAUCUUUAUUCGUGAAAGGUCAGAAGAUUACCAAACGUAAAAGAAUAGUAGAAGCAAACGAAGGCCGAGACGCUUUAGCUAAAGAACUCUACUCCCUCCUCUUCACCUGUGUCAUUGAUCAAAUCAACAGCAAAUUGAAGGAGAGUGUAUCACCUGAGGCCUGUAUACAAACCAGUCGUAAGUCUCCUUCAAUUAGUCUCUUGGACAUAUCUGGCUUUGAAAAGCUUUCUGUGAACGGGUUUGAACAGUUGCUGAUUAACACAGCCAACGAAGUGCUUCACCAAAUCUUUCUGACGAAUGUCAUCAGACGGGAACAAGAAGAGUACGAAAAGGAAGGAAUUCACUGGAAAGAUAUACAGUUCCACGAUAACAAAGACGUCAUAGAUUUGAUUUUAAAGAGUGGAGGGAAUAAGGGUGUAAGCAUCUUCUCCAUCCUUGAAGACCAAGCCAGUUUACAGAAGAUUUCGGAUGAAGGCUUGGUACAGAAACUAAACGAAAAUUGCUCGCAAAACAACCGAUAUAUUCGCAGAAAUGAAACUGAAAUAUCAUUUGGUAUCAUCCAUUAUGCAGAUCAGGUCAUCUACAAUGCCAGUGGUUUGGUGGAGAAGACAAAAGAUACUUUAUCCAAAUCGCUAAGAUCCGUGAUUUUUUACAGUGAAAACCCACUUUUAAGACGAUGUUGCCCCACCGGAAAUGUUGGGAGUUUCAGCAAGAAGGGAAAUACGCAAUUAAAUGAGACAGGUGUGUCGAAAAUGAAUGAGACUGUGACUAAACAUUUCCAGAUAUCGAAUUUGAAAUCUUUUCAAAAAUCUCUCAGACAACUUCAAACCAAAUUAAAUCAAUCGAAGCUUUUGUUUGUCAGAUGUCUGAAGCCUAACACCCACUUAAAACCGAACAAGUUCGAUCAUCGAUGCAUGCAACAACAGUUGAGGGCCAGCGGAUUAACCGAAGCUGCAAAUAUUCGAAAAGAUGGCUAUCCUAUAAGACUGCCAUUUGCGAAAUUCUCUAAAAGGUACGGUCAUUUGCUCAAGUACGACUUGCAAGAUCAACUAAUUGAACCGCAGAAGAAAUGUGAGAUGAUCAUCAAUGAAUUGAAAUUACAGACCUGCUGUAUUGGCAAGACCAAAGUAAUGCUGAAAUACCAGGACAAAGAUAUUCUAGAAAAUCGUCUCAAAGAACAUGAGGAUCGUAAUUUUGGAACAAAUGUCUCAAAUAUCGCAGCUUCCACGAGAUCUUCGUUUUCUAGCAAUGGCCCUAUACAAGAGAACAGAGUAAACCUCUUAAAACACAAACUCGGUGUCAAAGUAAAGACUGAUCAGUUGAAAGAGAUCAACAUAAGUGAAACCCCAGAGAGAAACAUAAUGGACGACGAAUCUUUCAGCAAAGAUGAGGGAUGCGUACCACGUGAGAUCGACAACGAGAUUGAUUUCUUCAACAAACUUUUGAAGCUUCUUCGAAUCCUCUUCUAUUUAUUUACAAUCUGUGGAAUUCUAGUCACGGGAGUUGUCAAUCGGAUUUCUUUACAGCUAAUGGCCACUGCUAAACCUCCCCACUCGAAAUCAGCCCACAGCAAAUUGAUUAUAUCCCUAGUUGUACCAACAGUAAUAUUUUGGAUGCUCACUUUGGUUAGGUCCGUCUUCAGGAAAACAGAAUGGCCGUCGAAGAAACUUCUCUUCAGCGUGUUUCUAUUUGAAUGCGUACAAAUAACAGGCAAAGCAUUAUUCCUCUUCCGUAUUAUUCCAACCCUUGGAUUGUUUCGAUCUUCUGUGUUGAUUCUUGGAACUGGUCAGGUCCCUGCAGUAAUGUUACUUCUAGAGCAGAUCUUCGGAGCGAAAUUUCAAAAGCUUUCCACGCGAUUCUUGGGCCUGAUUUUCUACUCACUUGCUUGCUGCAUCCAAAUAGGAAUCAUACCAGUUUUCUACAUCACCGAUUUCUUUACGUGGACAACCGAUCGAGACGAGAAGAUAUCGGAAACGGAAAACUGGAUUGUACCAAUUGCUGUUGUGCUGACGUCGUUCACAUGGUGGGAGAACUACGCCUUCUUUGACAUUCAGUGCUGUAGAUUGUCGAUUCCAUUAAAAAGACUACGGAAUCGAAUCGAGAAGACAAGAGAAGCAACUGAUAUCAUCACGGUACCACUGAAAAUGGUGCUUUUCUUUUGUUUAUCUUUAGCUCUCUCCCACCAAGACAUACAGAAUUUUCUCCAAGACUGGAAAGAUUCUUUAAGCACUGAUUACAUGCUUGUCCAUUUACAGGGUUACGGUGUAAUGUACGUGCAUAUCGUGUCAGGACUUAUAUGUUGCUAUCUGGCCGGUAUGGCUUGUAAACUUCACAUGCAGAAAAUCGGAUUUUCUUUGCCGUUAAUUCUCGUCACUCCGGUGUCGGUUGGUCUCAACAUAGCUCAAUGCACCAAAAAGAUUGUUCCAGAUAAUUUGGUCACUGAAAAAUGGGCUUGCUUUAAAAUGGAAAUCCCUGGAGAGAUACUCACACCGAUUCUUAUGAUGGGUCUUCUGUUUGUCUCUAUUAUAAUCAUCACAAACCAUAUCUGGAUGCCGAGUUCCGAAAGAAUGUCACAAAUAAAGAAAUUAUUUGUAUUACCACACUAUGAACCAAUAUUCCCCGAUAUGGGAUUGCUGCUACGACGCCGACAAGACGUAAAAGAGAAGUCGUUCCGAAUAAAGAAGGAAGGUCUUGAUGAGAACAACACGCGACCAAAGAUCCUUAUCUGCGCCACAACGUGGCACGAAACACGCCAAGAAAUGUUACAGUUACAAAAAUCUCUAUUCAGGCUUGACUUGGAACAGGUCACGAAAAAACUGGCCCAAAAUUACGUCACCAGUUACAUUGAUGUCAACAGCUACGAACUCGAAAUUCAUGUCAUAUUUGAUGAUUCCUGGGAAACGGACAGCAACCACAAUCGAGUGCCUAAUGGCUAUGUCAGAGAAUUUGUAGAUCUAAUUCCGGAAGCCGCUGAGUCAGUUGCUAAAGGUUUUAUCCGUCUGAAUGAUUUCAAAAAAGUGUCGACACCUUACGGGGGCAGAUUGGAGCUUGUAAUGCCAGGUGAUACCCAAAUGAUUAUUCAUCUUAAGGAUAAAGAUAAAAUCAGACACAAAAAGAGAUGGUCACAGCUAUUGGGCUUUAAAAUGUUUGGUGAUCGAGGAACAGACAAUGAAAUCUGUGUGAGUACUGAAGUUCCUGGCCUCAAAAAACGUAAAACUAAAAGCCAUUCCAAUGCAUCCAUCCUGAACCACCUCUCCGAUGAAGAUUUCAAAAGGAUUGAAAAAACCUUUAUUUUGACAUUGGAUGGUGAUGUGGAUUUUAAACCCAAUUCUGUCAAACUUCUUAUUGAUCGAAUGCUGAAGAAUUCUAAGGUCGGUGCCGUCUGUGGAAGAAUUCAUCCAGUUGGGUCAGGACCCAUGGUAUGGUAUCAACAGUUUGAGUACGCUGUAGGCCAUUGGCUGCAAAAGGCUGCAGAACAUGUUUUUGGUUGCGUUCUUUGCUGUCCAGGUUGUUUUUCUUUGUUCCGUGCCUCCGCUAUCAUGGACGAUAACGUCAUCAGAGCAUACACUCGGAAACCUGUGAAAGCGCGUGACUUCAUCCAGUAUGAACAAGGGGAAGAUCGUUGGCUGUGUACCCUUUUACUACAGCAAGGAUAUAAAAUCGACUAUUGUGCCGGAGCUGAUGCAUUUACAUUCGCACCAGAGAGCUUUCAUGAUUUCUUCAUCCAAAGACGUCGAUGGGCGCCCUCAACAAUCGCCAAUAUCAUGGAUCUUCUAUCAACAUGGAGGGUUACAGUUAGCUUAAACGAUAACAUCAGUGCUCUGUUUAUAUUAUAUCAAUUUAUCUUAAUGACGUCCAGUAUAUUAGCCCCGGCUACUGUGAUUUUGAUGAUUGCUGGCUCCUACAGUGCAGUACUCAAGCUGAGCAUGUGGAAGUCAUUUGCCCUUUCCCUUGUGCCUGUUAUUAUCUUUAUCGUCGUUUGUUUAAAGGCUAAGACCAGCACUCAGAUAACGUUUGCCGCUUUCAUGACCAGCGUUUAUACUGUAGUUAUGGUUGUCGUAACCGUCGGAACGCUUGUCAACAUCCUUGAUGAAGAUUUAAUUUCACCUAAUGUCGUCUUCCUCGCUGGUCUUGCUAUUAUAUUUUCCGUCUGUGGCCUUUUACAUCCUCGAGAAAUCGUUUGUCUUAUACAUGGUAUUUUAUAUUUUCUCACUGUGCCAUCGUCGUUUAUUUUCCUCACGGUCUAUUUUCUCUGCAAUUUGAAUAAUGUGUCGUGGGGUACUCGAGAAAAUCCGAAAGUUUCUGAAGAUGAAGCUGUGAAAAAGGCGAACGACGACAAAAGGAAGACGAUUUUCAGUCUCUUUAAUUUGAACAGCUUAAGACCAAUCAUUGACGACUUCAAGAAAUUUAUUUACGAUAUUCUUGGUAAGAAACCCGGGGAGAGUACGGAAACGCGAGCAUUUGAUCCUGCAUCCGAUGUAGAAAACCAAAAGCCGACCACACAGUUACAGUCAAUCCAGGCCGGAGUAAAAGUAAUACGGACUAAAAUCCCUGAUGACUUACAUUUAAAAGUAGACCCUUUCUACUGGCGGAAGUUAGAGUAUCUAGGCAACGGAGAAGAAUGUUGCGUGAACGACGAUGAAGUGAAAUUCUGGAAUUAUAUACUUCGAAAGUAUCUGUAUCCUUUAAAAGAGGACAAAGACGAGAAAGAAAGGAUCAAAAGAGAUUUAGACACGACUCGAAACAAUGUCGUGUUUGGUUAUUUCCUGCUCAAUCUCUUGUGGAGUGUUGCUGUUAUGCAGUUACAAACCAUGAAACAUGAACUGUUACCGUUCUUUAUAUUGAAAAAAUACGAACCAAUAUCUGUGAUAUUUCUGACAGUCUUUGGCCUCGUGCUUACAUUUCAAUUUGUCGGAAUGUGCAUGCAUCGUUGGGGGACCUUUUUGCAUCUCAUGUCCACCACGCACAUCUUGUCAAACGAGGUAGAGAAAAACCGUAUGAUAGAAAAUGUGAUCCGAAGCAUGGCAUCGGCCUCAAGAGAUAUAGACAUCCAGCCAGAUUACUCCAGUGAUGAGGAAGACUCUGUAUACGAAGGCCAGCUUCCUGAAGAGGAUUAUCCAAUUGACGAAUCUAUAGAAGAAGAACCACCGAAGAGUGUUUACGAAAGAAUAUAUCAUGACAGAUUGAAAACUAUACGUAGGGAUUUUAAUAAGCGUGUUCCAAAGAAUCGUAGGGGUUUUUACAAAGAUACAUUCCUUCCGAGUGACAACCACGGAUAUACAAACCAAGUCUUCAAUAACGUCUGAAAUAACGUGGAAGUUAUUGUUUGUAAUCUUUGUCUGUCUAUGUUAUGUUCUUGCGUAUGAUUGCUACCAUUCCAAUUAUGAUGGAAAACAUUUAAAAAAGAAAAACAAAGAAAAAUCAAUAUUAUUCAUUAUCAGCACCAAUUUGAGACAAGAAAGAAAAAAAAGACAAGCCCACUGGCAUGAAUCGAAGUGUGUAACCGAUCGCUAGCCGAUUGAAUUUGUUUUCGAUUAGACUACAGAAGGCUUGUUAGGAUCUCUGUCUCAAAUGAACUCCAUACUUUUUUUUGCAGGUUUACCUUAUUUAUUUAUGA
Messenger RNA from Octopus bimaculoides (California two-spot octopus), 7124 nucleotides. RefSeq lists its product as uncharacterized. The record is from RefSeq and is a predicted model, not a curated record. Lineage: Eukaryota; Metazoa; Mollusca; Cephalopoda; Octopoda; Octopodidae. Gene Ontology annotation, molecular function: cytoskeletal motor activity; ATP binding; chitin synthase activity. Gene Ontology annotation, cellular component: myosin complex; cell septum; cell periphery. Gene Ontology annotation, biological process: chitin biosynthetic process.